This is a messenger RNA of Dalotia coriaria, 593 nucleotides long. RefSeq names its product NADH dehydrogenase (ubiquinone) B22 subunit (gene ND-B22). Gene Ontology annotation, biological process: mitochondrial electron transport, NADH to ubiquinone. The record is from RefSeq and is a predicted model, not a curated record. NCBI's taxonomy places the organism in Eukaryota, Metazoa, Arthropoda, Insecta, Coleoptera, Staphylinidae. The coding region runs from base 73 to 507 and encodes 144 amino acids. The transcript is spliced from 3 exons.
GAUGUCAAACUGUCAGACGUUGCAGCAAAGCAAUUUCGAGUAACAAAUCUUGUUCAAUAUUUUCUCAAAACAAUGGCAGGAGUACCGCCAAUUCCGGGGCUCAUUUCACAUACGAACAAAGUUAAAAGUUUGUACAAAAGAGCCCUACGUACACUAGAGUGUUGGUAUGAUAGGCGUGAAGUAUAUAGGUACCAUGCUGUCCUGAUGAGAAAACAAUUUGAUGACAACAGUAGUAUCAAGGAUAUGAGAAUUGCCAAAGAGUUAAUUGUCAAAGGAGAAAAAGAACUAUUUGACAAAGCACAUUGGCACCCAAGAAAAUUCCCUGAUUCACCUGGGGGUGUUGCUUAUGCCAGGGAAGUCCUACCUCCAGACUGGGUUCUUGAUUAUUGGCAUCCUAUUGAAAAGGCACAAUAUCCGGAUUACUUCGCUCGUCGCGAGCAACGCAAAAUCGAGUUUAUGCAAGCAUGGCAGAAGAAAUAUGGCAAGACAACUGCACCACAUCAUUGAUUCUUCAAAUUAAAUGCAAUGUAAUAGAAAAUUAUGUGUAUUAAAUUGAUAAUAGUCAUUCAAAGGAAAUAAAUCGUUAUUCAUGA